This is a messenger RNA of Clonostachys solani, 279 nucleotides long. The record is from the annotation of a GenBank genome assembly. NCBI's taxonomy places the organism in Eukaryota, Fungi, Ascomycota, Sordariomycetes, Hypocreales, Bionectriaceae.
AUGAAGUUCACUAGCUCCGUCCUCGUCUCCAUGCUCUCCAUGGCCCUCAUGGUGGCCGGUUCCCCCACUCCUGACAACGCCAUUGACGACGGUGCUGCUGAUAUCAUUGACGUUCCCGAGUCUCGUGAUAUCACUAAAGCUAUCCGAGUUGACCUCGAGGCCCGUGGUCAGGGCUGCCCCUUUGGUAACCAAUGCAACCUCCAUAACGUUCACCGUACCUGCAACGGCAAGCUUCAGUACCCCUACAAGGGCAAGUGCGGAGGCUUUGCCAACCUGUGA